UCAUUUUGGACACAUCAGGCCUGACAUUUGAUUUCCUGGAAAGCGAGAAGUAAAAACUAGGUGUUUGACUUUGACAUGAUUUGGAGUCUGGGAAAACUUGGUUAAUUCCGACAAUUAGCGACAUAAUUUGGCAUCUAAUCCUAUAAAAACUUCUUAGUGCUCAUCGCCCAUGUUGUGUUUACAACUGUAUUUGUCUUGGUUAUUGGGUUGUCUUAUAAUCCUCUGAGCAAGCAAGCCAUAUUGCUCAUGCAGUGCUUGAGCCUCUCUAUCCCCUAAUUCAAUUCUGAAAUGGGUUCCAGUCGCUCAGAUGGCUCUGGUAAAGAACGCUUGCGCUGGACUCAAGAGCUUCAUUAUAGAUUCGAGGAAGCUGUUAAUCAGCUUGGUGGCCCUGAUAGGGCUACACCCAAGGGGAUCUUGAAGGCUAUGGGCGUUGCUGGACUGACUAUCUACCAUGUCAAAAGUCACUUGCAGAAGUACAGGAUCUCAAAAUUUAUACCAGAAUCAACUACUAGAGGGAAGUUUGAGAGGAGGAAUAUUUCAGAGAUACUGCCUAAUUUUGGUACAACAUCUGCAGCUCAGCUUAAUGAAGCCUUACUAAUGCAAAUGGAAGUACAAAGGCGACUGAAUGAUCAACUUGAGGUUCAAAGGAGUUUGAAGCUUAAAAUCGAAGCUCAAGUAAGGUUCCUUGAUAGAAUUGCAGAUGAACAUAGAAACCGACCUGCAAAGCCUAAUUAUUCUCCCACAUCGAUAUCAUUGCCAUCCCUCUGUGAGGACUACUCUGAUUCAAAUGCAAAGGAUUUCGAUUCUGAUUCUGAAGCUGACAUAAAUGAAAUAGAAUCUGCAGACGCAAUUCGAGCUAUGAAAAGGGCUAGGGUUGAUGUUAAUGAUGAUCAUUUUUUCCCACAAAUGUUCACACUAAACAAAGACAUGAAACCAGAAACUUCAUAUCCUCCCUGGAAUAUUGCAGCUUGCUCCCCACCUUUAGUGCCCAGCUUUUUAUAGAAUAAUACCUUUUCUUUUCUAAAUAAUAAGUUUCAGAAUGGAUAGAGAUAUAUUCAGUUGCUCCAUUAUCAUAUGUAGUUUUGUGUGGACAUGUAUGCUUUUAAGAUAAUGGAAGCUAAAUAUCAAAUCAUCUCUAGGGAUGAUUAUGUAUCAUAUAUAAAUAAGAUGAAAGUAGUAUGUAUUACUCUGCUUAUUGUUAAUAAAUACUAUAAGAUUUGAUGUUUGUGUGACAAA
Messenger RNA from Pistacia vera, 1236 nucleotides. Its product is annotated as myb family transcription factor PHL7-like. The record is from RefSeq and is a predicted model, not a curated record. Bases 289 to 1002 code for a protein of 237 amino acids. Lineage: Eukaryota; Viridiplantae; Streptophyta; Magnoliopsida; Sapindales; Anacardiaceae. The transcript is spliced from 6 exons. Gene Ontology annotation, molecular function: DNA binding; DNA-binding transcription factor activity.